GAAGCAGAGAGAAGAACGCUGGGAGGGAGGUGUGAUUUAUUGCUCUGAUGUUAUAAUUUCCUAGUUUAUCAGCUAUGUCAUAACCCCACUACUCAGGAGUACUUCAGAGGGCAGCAGAAGAGGGGAAUGUGAAGAGCAGAAAUGGAGAAAGAUGAAGAGGGGAAGGAAUCGCAGGGAAGAAAGGAGAAUUCGUAAACCUCUGAAGUUCCAAGUCAACUGAUGUGCAUUAAGAAACAUUAGCUAAGCAUUUACAGCAGGAACAGAAACGUUCCUGUGACUGUAGUACGAAAAAACCUCUCCUCAACCAUAGACCUGUCAGUGGUCCAAAUCCUCAACCUUGUUCUACAUGUACUUUUGCUGAGGAAGUUCACCAGGAAUUUGCUGUGUUUAACUCUGAUUUGAUUACUGCAGUACAGCAGCAUAUCUUGGAUUGAAAGCAGCAAGAGGAAAUCUGCAAGUUCUUCAAGACUACUGGAAUCUCAUCUGUCUGUUUCAGGUUUGUAGAAGAAGGGAAAAUGGCUCAAGAAACUAACCGUAGCCAAGUGCCUAUGCUUUGUUCCACUGGUUGCGGAUUUUAUGGGAAUCCUCGUACAAAUGGCAUGUGUUCAGUGUGCUACAAAGAACACCUUCAAAGGCAGAACAGUAAUGGUAGAAUUAGCCCUCCUGCAUCCUCUGUCAGUAGUAUAACUGAGUCCCUACCAGUUCAGUGCACAGAAGGCAGCGCCCAGGAAACUCAGUCAGCUUUAGAACCUACAUCGACUCCAUCGACAUCCAUGCAGCCAAGCCCUGUGUCAAGUCAGUCACUCUUAACAGAAUCUGUAGCAUCAUCUCAACCAGAUAGUACAGCUGCGGACAAAACAGUACCUGAGACAGAAGAUUUGCAAGCUUCAGUGUCAGGGAAUGCAGAGCCUACACCUGAAGAACAAGACAAGUCGCUUGACAAACCAAAACAGAAAAAGAAUCGUUGCUUCAUGUGUAGGAAGAAGGUUGGACUCACUGGGUUCGAGUGUCGGUGUGGGAACGUUUACUGUGGUAUGCACCGUUAUUCAGACGUACACAGUUGCUCUUACAAUUACAAAGCCGAUGCUGCUGAGAAGAUCAGAAAAGAGAAUCCUGUAGUUGUUGGGGAAAAGAUUCAGAAGAUCUGAACUGCUGCUUGUGCUGGAAUAAAGAAAUCCUCUGACCAUCUGCAGAUUAAAUUGACUUGAGCUUUUUUCCUUAGUCAUCAGGAGCGUAGAGCAGUGUAUCUUGCCUAGACCUUUUAAUCAUGCAUGUCAUCAGAUGAAUAGAUUUUUUGGGUUUGUUUUUUUUUUUCCUCUUCCUGUUUUGAAAAUGACUCUGAACAUUUAUUUUCAUUGCAGUUUUCUGUGGCUGAAGACUUAAGUAAACUUUACAAGUAUUAUCCUUUAUGAUCAUUUUAAUUUUAGUUGAGUGCAGAGGGCUUUUAUAACAAACACGGAGAGAACAUUUGGAGGGCUGUGCUUUUCCAGGGUAAAACAUGCAUGCGUUAACUUUGCAGUUUAUUUUCUUGUUGUAUAUAGCUUUUCUCUGCAGCACAAUUUCCUUUUUUUUGAUAAUGCCUUGUAUGGCACAACUAGUUAUCAGUAACUGAAUGUAUUUUAAUCAUUAUGGCUGCUUCUGGUUUUUUUUUUCCCCAUUAACGAGAGGUUAUACAUGUUCGCAUAUUAGCUUGUUUGCACCCUCUACCUAUUUAUGUAUGAAUCAUUUGUAAUGAGAGUGUGUGCUGAGAUUGUGUGGGGGGUUGGUUUUUCUUUUGGUUUUUUUUUGUUGUUUUUUGUUUGUUUUUUUUAAAUAGGGUUUUGUUUGUGUGUGUGUGAGGGGAAGGCUGUAUGCACUUCACCGACUGCAGGUUUCAUUGGGAUUACAUCCAUCAGUCUGUCUGUACACAAAUAUGAAGAAUGAUCUGAAGUACCUGUGCUGUAUUUAUGUUUAUCCACGUCUUAACUUUGAUUAAAUAAAAUUUAAGAAAAUUGGAGCCCUUGUGGCUGUCACUGGCAUAUGUA
Neopsephotus bourkii (Bourke's parrot) is the source of this 2024-nucleotide messenger RNA. It is a transcript of the gene ZFAND6, whose product is annotated as zinc finger AN1-type containing 6. Lineage: Eukaryota; Metazoa; Chordata; Aves; Psittaciformes; Psittacidae. The coding region runs from base 516 to 1148 and encodes 210 amino acids. Gene Ontology annotation, molecular function: zinc ion binding; DNA binding; polyubiquitin modification-dependent protein binding. The transcript has 7 exons. Gene Ontology annotation, biological process: protein targeting to peroxisome. The record is from RefSeq and is a predicted model, not a curated record.